Molecule: messenger RNA, 1305 nt
Organism: Varanus komodoensis (Komodo dragon)
Lineage: Eukaryota; Metazoa; Chordata; Lepidosauria; Squamata; Varanidae
Gene: AVPR1A
Product: arginine vasopressin receptor 1A
Exons: 2
Coding region: 1-1305 (434 amino acids)
Biological process (GO): positive regulation of vasoconstriction; G protein-coupled receptor signaling pathway; regulation of systemic arterial blood pressure by vasopressin
Cellular component (GO): membrane
Molecular function (GO): peptide binding; vasopressin receptor activity
Source: RefSeq, a predicted model, not a curated record
AUGCACUUCGGCGACAGCCCUGGCGGCUCGCUCUGGGCAGCGCCGCCGCCGGCCUGGAACAGGAGCCAGGGGUGGCUCAGAGAAGCGAAGCCAAGCGCCAGCGCCGGCAGUAGCGCGGCGCCGCCGUUGGCCGCAGGCCACGCCAACGGGAGCAGCAACCGCUACGGGCGGAACGAAGAGCUGGCCAAGCUGGAGAUCGCGGUGCUGGCCGUGACGUUUGCCCUGGCCUUGCUGGGCAACUCCUUCGUGCUGCUGGCGCUGCACCGCACGCCGCGCAAGAAGGCGUCGCGCAUGCACCUGUUCAUCCGCCACCUGAGCCUGGCCGACCUGGCCGUGGCUUUCUUCCAGAUCCUGCCACAACUCUGUUGGGAGGUGACGCACCGCUUCUACGGGCCCGACGGGCUGUGCCGCGUGGUGAAGCACCUGCAGGUCUUCGGCAUGUUCGCCUCGGCGUACAUGCUGGUGGUGAUGACGGCCGACCGCUACAUCGCCGUGUGCCACCCGCUCAAGACGCUGCAGCAGCCCUCGAAGCGCUCGCGCUGCAUGAUCGCGACGGCCUGGGCGCUCAGCCUCGUGCUCAGCGUGCCGCAGUAUUUCAUCUUCUCGCUCAGCGAGGUGGAGAGCGGCUCGCAGGUCUACGACUGCUGGGCGCACUUCAUCAUGCCCUGGGGGCCCCCCGCCUACGUCACCUGGAUCACCGGCAGCAUCUUCGUGGGGCCCGUGCUCAUCCUGGCCACAUGCUACGGCUUCAUCUGCUACCACAUCUGGAGCAACGCGCGGGACAAGGCUCGGUGGCCCAGGGGGCAGCGCCUUCCACCGCGAGGGGGUGCCCUCCGAAAGGGGCUGCUCCUCACGCCGUGUGUCAGUAGCGUCAAGAACAUCUCCCGCGCCAAGAUCCGCACGGUCAAGAUGACCCUGGUGAUCAUUUCGGCGUACAUCGUUUGCUGGGCACCCUUCUUCACCGUCCAGAUGAGAGCUGUCUGGGAGGAGCAGUCCUCCUGGCAUGAGUCCGAGAACAUUUUAACUACAGUCACUGCUCUUCUGGCCUGCUUGAACAGUUGUUGCAACCCAUGGAUCUACAUGUUCUUUAGUGGGCACCUUCUCCAAGACUUCAUACGCAGCUUCCUGUGGUGUCAAAAAAUGGAACAAAGGCUGAACAAGGAUGAUUCUGAGACUAUCAGCAGGAGGCAGACUUUGUACACUAAUAACAGAAGUCCAACAAACAGUUUGGAUACAGGAAGAGAAUCUCCAAAUAUAUCGCAGUCUAUACAUUCAUCCCCAUUUCUUCCUGAACCAUUGAUUUAA